Messenger RNA from Papilio xuthus (Asian swallowtail), 1360 nucleotides. RefSeq lists its product as uncharacterized. The transcript has 10 exons. The record is from RefSeq and is a predicted model, not a curated record. Bases 89 to 1315 code for a protein of 408 amino acids. NCBI's taxonomy places the organism in Eukaryota, Metazoa, Arthropoda, Insecta, Lepidoptera, Papilionidae.
AUCCCAAAGCUAUAAAAAGCUUUUUAACUUACAUAAUCAAAUCACAUCCAACGCUGCGACAAGCAACGACGCACGUAAAAUUCAAGAGAUGGCGCUGCAUAAGGUGUUGCUAUUACUAGCCGCGGCGCAAUGUACAUUCGCUACAAAUCUUUAUAGAUCUGCCAGGCAGGCACCGGGCAGUAUAUUCACAGUAGGCAACGGUGAACAAUGCUUGGGAUCUGACAGGAGCACGGGUGGCGUUUGUCUUUCAAGAAAUCAGUGUAAUACCCAAGGAGGAAAGGCUAUUGGAUUUUGUGGAGUAUUUGCGACGUGCUGUUCUCUAAACGCCUGCGAUGUAAGAACGAACACGAAAGUUGCUAUUUUCAUCAACCCUCCAUUGAGUAAAGAGUCUUCCGGCUUAGAAUGUUCAUACAAUGUGGAGAUCAACAAUAAUAAUGUCUGUCAGAUGAGAAUCGACUUUGAAACAUUUAACCUUGCACCGCCAACAACUGUGGAGGCAGUAGAGAAUGUGACGCAGCGUCCAGGCUUCACCUGCAGGAAUGACAUCUUCCAAGUCACCAACUUGCAGGCUAAUUCUGACAGCAUGCCCUCUCUGUGCGGUGACAAUAGCGGACAACAUUUAUACGUGCGAGUAAACGCCUCAACCAACAGUCGGUCCAUUCGCCUCAAUUUUAAGAUCGCGGACCGCAACACGCAGCCUCACCUACCGCAGGCUACCUGGAAGAUCAAGGUCACACAACUCGAGUGCUUCAACACCCUUGGCAAGUUCCGCGACGGUAUCCUGGAAGCCAUCACCUCCUCGUUGCCCUCCACCCCGCUGUCUUCCUCUGCUGACAGGGAUGAGUACCUCAUAGCGCCCCCCGGCUGUCUGCAGUACUUCCCGGACAGGUCCGGAGUGAUAGAAUCUUUCAAUUACAACCGCGGGGACGGACCAUACAUCGCCAAUCUAGCGUAUGCCACCUGUUUUAAGAGGACACCAGAUGUUUGCGGCGUUAAACUGACAGCUGCAAACUUCGAACUGGCGUACCGCGAUGAGCAGAAUAUGCAAGUGGAUACAGAUUGCCAGGUGAACCCUGUGACCCAGGGAGUGCCGCAGUCUGAGGACUACCUCUUCAUACCAGAGGCGGAGACCGUCGAGGGGCUCAGGGGGUCUAAAUUCUGCGGUACUAGUGCACAGAACCAGAUUAUUGCUUCCGCUCCCCCAGGGCCGGUAUAUCUGCACUUCCACAGUGACAACCUGGUGACUGACGGAGUGCCGGAGUCCGGCUAUAGGUUCAACUACAAUGUACUCAAUAACUGUUACCUCAAGAAAUAAAGGCAUAAGUCAAACUAAAUUAUGACAGCACACUAACGCCCCCCU